AUGGCCAAGCGUAUCGCAAAAGGAAAAACCUCUCGAGUGGUAUGCAGAGGCCCUCCUGUGCUUGAAGCCGAUUUCGGAAUGAAGCUGCUAGAAAAAGAGCUAGAAUUAGAAAAAUCAUGAAACAUUGAAACCAUUAAUGAGCUUGUUCAUAUGUAUACAGAAAUGAUCGAAUACUACGAGUACCACAAAGAUCCUAAAUAUCUGGAUUUCCAAGAUAGAAUGCACAAAAUGCUGGUGAAGCCUCAAGUAAUAGCCUCUAUGAGAGAAGACAACAGAGCAAAAAAUGCUUUGAAGCUAGAUAAAUCUUCUUCAAGCCAAAAUACAGAAGGGAAAGCAAGAAGGCUAGAAGAUUUUGAAGACUUGGAGUCUCCAAAAAGUGUUUCUACCGAAACAAGCACGGUCAAUAGCGAGGCUGAGCUCAAGCAGGAAGAGCCAAAAGCACAAGAUUUAGACGAACUUUCUGACGACCAGCUUCAAAGAUCGCGAUCAAGGCACCACACAGUUUCAGGUACACCCUCAAAAAGCCCUACUCAAAAUUUAAAUGACAUCCAAAAGCGAAAACAAGACUCAGCUAAAAUGAAAGAAGCCCUUUCUGCAGAACUAUCCAAAACUUUAACCGAUGUCUCCUACAAAGCAACCAAAUUCUUUGACAGAGUUAUUGGCCUCGUCCAAGCAUCUACGAAGGAAACAGCUGCAAAAGCAGUCUCAGACUUCAGAUCCCAAGACUCCGAUUUGAGUCGAAGACUCAGUUCUAGAAAACAGGUGACCAUGAAUAAAUCAGUCAUAAGCAUCGAAUUUAUGCCUCCAGCUGAAAAUGUUUCAGUUUCUGAUAUACAUUUCAGCGAUACCGAAGAAACUUUUGAGCAAUGCUCAUUUCUGUCAACUGCUUUGAAUAAAUCACACAUAAAUGAGCAACAAGAAAAUUCAAGGAUAAAUGACUUUAGAAUGGUAGAGUACCUGGAAAAUAAGCUCGAGGAACUGAUGGAAAAGAAUUUUUCAGAAAAAGUGGCAAAGAUGAGUGAAGUAAGGCUGAGGUAUGAAUCUCAAAUGAAGGAGCUGGAAGGGCAAGGAGGUCUUGCCCAGAUGAUAGUAGGGCAAAUGAAAGUUGAUAUGGAAAAUGAAAUCAAAGCUAUUGCUGAAAGAAGAGGGCUCAGCAAAUUUAUACAAAACAUCAGGAAGCUGGCUUUGAAAAAUUUCUGAAAGUCGUUUUAGCAAGAAAACCAUGAAGUCUGUUUUUGGAUAAAAUAGUUAAGUCGAAUAAAAUAAACUUUUAAUAGAAAAUUUUAACCGACUUGCAAUGGUUUCAUUUAAUAGACAUGGAUAAAUGGUAUGAAGUCGGAGAAGCAAAAUACUAGCGUGACUGAGAAAUGAAAAAUAGCAGAGUUGGAGAUAAGAAAUCUGCAUAAGUCGCGAUCUUAGGUUAUCGGCAAGUUGGUGCUAAAAUUAACGGAAAUCUUGAUGAACCCUACCAAGUCUUCAAUAUAAAACCAAUACAAGUCGAGUAAUUAAAAUAUGAUCAGAUCAAUUAAUCUUAAUUUAAAAAAGCACCAUUUUCUUAUAUUUUUUCGAUAAUGUAAAUAUAUAUAAAAUUUCAGUGUCGUGAUUAUGAAAACCAUUUAUAGUAGAGAGAAUUAAAACUGUAGCAGGUAGGCUAUGAGAAAUAUUAGGAAGUCGUUGCGAGUUUUAGUAUCCAAUAAAAAUAAGUAUAGUCGAUUAAAAAAAUAAUUAAAUUAAAAUCUUUGAUUGGGGGUCUUAAAAUAAGGCAUAUAAAAUUAAAUAUGAAUCCAAGAUUUACUCACCCUCUUUACGGCAAUUUCGCAGAGAUACUCAGAACUGAAGAUAACGCAAUAAAUUGUGCCAAGAAGUGAAAAUAAUGCAGCCAAACAUUUGUGAUAUAUGCCAUAAUCCAUGCCUCUCUUAUCGAAAUGGAGGAUCUAUGUUUCUACGUUGUACUUUAUGCAAUUUAAGUUUUUCAAUUCGAAGAAGAUCCAUAUUUUCCCAAUCAAGACUCUCAAUAAGCAAGAUGGUUAGGUUAAUUUUCCAUUGUUUCGUCCGAGAACAGUCCAUGAUAACUAUUGUUGAAGACAGCGAAAUAUCAAAAGAUGCUGCUAUAAAGCUGUUUAAAAAGCUGAGAGCUUUAAUAAGUGAACAUGAGAUUGAAAAUUAUUUUACUGAUAAUCAGCUUGGAAUAGAAGAUGAAAAUGGGCAAGAUCAUCCAACUGUAGAACUUGAUGAAACUCAUAUUAUGACUAUGGAUCAUGAUCCCAAAUGGCUAUUCGGAAUUUUUGACAGAGGAGAGCAGAAGACUAUAGAUUUACUAUGUAGGCAACGAUAGAACUUGGGGAAAUUUAUCAGGAUAUAUUCUAAAUGCAGUAUCAAACGAUCAAACGAAUGCUACAGAAGUAUUUAUAGAUGGCUGAGCAGCUUACAGACAGCUUCUAACAUUAGGAUAUCACCAUUCAAUUGUUUUUCAUAAUCAAGACUUUGAAUUGGAAGGCAAACAACUAAUCGUAUUGAAAACGUUUGGAGCAGGCUAAAAAGACUAAAGGCUUAUAGAAAUGGUUUUUUCGCCCAAAAAAUGAAAAAGAUUUGGAUAAUUACUGUAUGUUUUUUUAUUGGCUUCUCAAACUAAAAAAUAUACCAGAAAAAAUAGACUCAUUGAUACAAAUUUUAAAUAUCUCUAAGUUCUAAUUUAAUUAUUUUUUUAAUCGACUAUACUUAUUUUAUUGGAUACUAAAACUCGCAACGACUUCCUAAUAUUUCUCAUAGCCUACCUGCUACAGUUUUAAUUUCUCUACUAUAAAUGGUUUCAUAAUCACGACACUGAAAUUUAUAUAUAUUUUACAUAUCGAAAAAAAUAUAGAAAAAUGGUGCUUUUUUAAAUUAAGAUUAAUUGAUCUGAUCAUAUUUUAAUUACUCGACUUGUAUUGGUUUUAUAUUGAAGACUUGGUAGGGUUCAUCAAAAUUUCCGUUAAUUUUAGCACCAACUUGCCGAUAACCUAAGAUCGCGACUUAUGCAGAUUUCUAUCUCCAACUCUGCUAUUUUUCAUUUCUCAGUCACGCUAGUAUUUUGCUUCUCCGACUUCAUACCAUUUAUCCAUGUCUAUUUAAUGAAACCAUUGCAAGUCGGUUAAAAUUUUCUAUUAAAAGUUUAUUUUAUUCGACUUAAACUAUUUUAUCCAAAAACAGACUUCAUGGUUUUCUUGCUAAAACGACUUCAGAAAUUUCUCAAAGCCAGCUUCCUGAUGUUUUGUAUAAAUUUGCUGAACCGCUGAAGAGUUUGAUAACAAGAGAAAACAAGAUGUGAGAGCCUUAAAACAGUCUUUUGUUGAAUAA
Messenger RNA from Blepharisma stoltei, 3336 nucleotides. Lineage: Eukaryota; Ciliophora; Heterotrichea; Heterotrichida; Blepharismidae. The record is from the annotation of a GenBank genome assembly.